UGCUGGAGUCGCACGAAAGCACCAAAGUAGAGCACAAAUCUAGAGAAGAAUAAAAGAGGUGUUGGACUCUCAGAUACAGAUAGAAAACAGAUACACAAAAAGUUUUUCAAAAAAAAAAGAAUAACAACAAAAAAACCUUGGAUUGAGCAAUAAUUCCUCAAUAUCUGAGAUUGAAGGCACAAAUUAUACUGGGCCACUGCUUGUGUUGGGUUGGGUGACCACUGAACAGAGGGCAAAAGGCAAAGAGAGAGCAUGGAGGUGAGUCAGAUGCAGAGACAGUGGUUGGAUUACAUCAAAUCCUUAUUCAUGGAGGGCUUCCUGGAUGGUCAAUUUCUACAACUUCAGCAGCUACAAGAUGAGAACAACCCAGAAUUUGUGUUUGAAGUGGCGUCUCUCUUCUUUGAAGAUUCUGAGAGGCUUCUCAAUGAUCUUACCUUUGCUCUAGAUCAGAAAAGUAUUGACUUCAAAAAAGUUGAUGCUCAUGUUCACCAGUUGAAGGGUAGCAGCUCUAGCAUAGGCGCACAGAGGGUAAAAAAUUCUUGCAUUGCUUUUCGCAACUUCUGUGAGGAACAGAACAUAGACGCGUGCCUUAGAUGUCUGCAACAAGUUAAGCAAGAGUACUGCCAUGUCAAGAAUAAGCUUGAAACAUUGCUCAGGCUUGAGCAACAGAUUGUGGCAUCCGGUGGGUCAGUUCCUAUGAUGGAACUUAGUUUCUAAGGAAGUGGAUUUGUAGAGAAGCUUAUUAGAGUGCUUUUUUUGUGACCCUCUUCUUCUUCGUUGAAGAUUCUCUUUUAUCUUGUUGCUCACGAAUGUACGAUUUUCAUGAAAAGAGAAAUCAGAAAGUUUCCAUCAAGUGUACCUUUUUAAUAAAAAGCAUAAUUUGUGAUC
Molecule: messenger RNA, 888 nt
Organism: Gastrolobium bilobum
Lineage: Eukaryota; Viridiplantae; Streptophyta; Magnoliopsida; Fabales; Fabaceae
Product: histidine-containing phosphotransfer protein 1-like
Exons: 6
Coding region: 253-717 (154 amino acids)
Biological process (GO): cytokinin-activated signaling pathway; phosphorelay signal transduction system; phosphorylation
Cellular component (GO): nucleus; cytoplasm
Molecular function (GO): histidine phosphotransfer kinase activity; protein histidine kinase binding
Source: RefSeq, a predicted model, not a curated record